Messenger RNA from Cynocephalus volans (Philippine flying lemur), 1506 nucleotides. RefSeq names its product canopy FGF signaling regulator 3 (gene CNPY3). The record is from RefSeq and is a predicted model, not a curated record. The coding region runs from base 176 to 1012 and encodes 278 amino acids. The transcript is spliced from 6 exons. NCBI's taxonomy places the organism in Eukaryota, Metazoa, Chordata, Mammalia, Dermoptera, Cynocephalidae.
GCCUCCGUCCGCUUUGAGGGCGGGCCGAGGCUGCAGGAGGGGCGGGCGGGCCCGGGGCUCGCUGCUGCGGCGCUUCCGCGGAGGCGUGUGCGGCCCGGGAGCGGCCCGCGGAAGCUGCUUAACGCGGCUACGGGAGGGAGUGCGUCCACUCCGCUCGGGUCGGUCGGGCCGGGCCAUGGAGUCGUUGCCUGAGCCCGCGUGCCGCUGUCUUCUGCUCCUCCCCUCGCUGCUGCUGUUGCUGCUCCUCCCGGCCCCGAGGCUGGGACCGAGCCAGGCCCGAGCCGAGGAGAACGACUGGGUUCGACUGCCCAGCAAAUGCGAAGUGUGCAAAUAUGUUGCUGUGGAGCUGAAGUCAGCCUUUGAGGAAACUGGCAAGACCAAGGAGGUGAUUGACACAGGCUAUGGCAUCCUGGACCGGAAGGCCUCUGGAGUCAAAUACACAAAGUCGGACUUACGGUUAAUUGAAGUCACUGAGACCAUUUGCAAGAGGCUCCUGGACUAUAGUCUGCACAAGGAGAGGACUGGGAGUAACCGGUUUGCCAAGGGCAUGUCAGAGACCUUUGAGACGCUACACAACCUGGUACACAAAGGAGUCAAGGUGGUGAUGGACAUCCCCUAUGAGCUGUGGAACGAGACCUCUGCAGAGGUGGCUGACCUCAAGAAGCAGUGCGACGUGCUGGUGGAAGAGUUCGAGGAGGUGAUCGAGGACUGGUACAGAAACCACCAGGAGGAGGACCUGACCGAAUUCCUCUGUGCCAACCAUGUGCUGAAGGGAAAGGACACCAGUUGCCUGACAGAGCGGUGGUCUGGCAAGAAGGGGGACACAGCCACCCUGGGAGGGAAGAAGUCCAAGAAGAAGAGCAGCAAGGCCAAGGCAUCAGGUGUCCAGAGCAGCAGCAGCAGCAAGCAGAGGAAGGAGCUGCAUGGCCUUGAGGGAGACCCCAGCCCCGAGGAGGACGAGGGCAUCCAGAAGGCAUCCCCACUUACACACAGCCCCCCUGAUGAGCUUUGAGCCUAACCCAGUGUCCCCUGUACGGAGACUCCUGUUCUCAAAGCUGAAGCAUCUAGGGCCUGGCUCUGGCGGGCACAGAUGGCUUUCCCAGCUUCAGGGCCUCGCUGCCUCACCUGUGCCCUCUUCCCACCAAGGAAAGGCACAAGCUCCAGGAAGAAUUCAGAGCAGCCAUGGGCAGCCUGCACCAGCCUUUCCCUCCACCAAGCAUUUCUCUCCUGACACAGGCUUGGGGCAGGCCAUGCCAUUUCAGGAUUGCAAGGACUCCAGCGUGAACUCAGGAGGGGCAGGUGUCAGAGCUGGGCACCAGGACUGGAGCCCAUGAGGAGGGCAUGCCCGGCCUUCACUCCUCCCCUCACUCCUGCCCCCACGGGGAAGCAAGACUGCAGCACCCCACAGCUGCCCCUCUCUGCCCACCGCUCCUGUGGACACCUUCACUCUGCCUGGCCCUCCUCCAGGGCUCACAGAGUAAAAGCCUUUUGGCCUUUUGGUUCUGA